UGAAAUUAUUUAGGCCAGAAUGAAUGGAAGUAAGUGGAAUGGACAUUGAAUUUUAGUUGUCUAACUGGAGUAGUGGAUUCUCAGGACCUUCUUCUUGUGACAGAUGUGGCUCUUAAGGAUAGAUGUCAGCAUCAUGUAUAACAUCAGAGGGUCUUCUUGGGUCACAUUCUUCACUGUCUACACAGGCUGGCUUUGCAUCUUUACACAUGCUCAAAUGAAAAUUCCACCAGAAACGGUUCAAAAAUGGGCCAUCACCAUUUCAGAGCAAAUCAAUGCAAUUGCAUCAAAAUACUCAGGUGCUGUGCUAUUACAAAAGAAACAUGAAAGAUGUUGAGCCCAUCAUCAGAAUAGAGGAUGUAGAUGGAGCACGAUUAGUGCUGGAAUUUGCAGAUGAAAUCGAAAGAAUGCUUGGCAGCAAGAUGAAAUCUGUGAAGAGGCUUGCAGACACAGCUGAGGACGCUGACCUUUAUCAUGAGUAUAAUGCAUCUUUACAGUUUGACUACUUUAAUGCAUUAUUGGUGAAUACUAUGGAUGAAGAGGGAAAUUUCAUUGAACUUGGAGGUGAAUUUCCACUGGAAGAGAAUGAACAUUUCAACAAGCUUUCAGUCAACACUUUAAUGAGCGACAUCCAAGUUCCCACUAAUGUCUACAACAAAGAUCCAAACAUUCUUAAUGGAGUGUACAUGUCAGAAGCCUUGAAUGAUGUCUUCAUCAGUAACUUCCAGAAGGAUCCCACACUCACUUGGCAAUAUUUUGGCAGCUCAGCUGGAUUCUUCAGACUCUAUCCAGGAAUUAAAUGGACACCUGAUUCUAACGGCGUAGUUUCUUUCGACUGCAGAAACAGAAAUUGGUAUAUCCAGGCUGCCACCUCUCCUAAGGACAUUGUGAUUCUAGUUGAUGUCAGCGGAAGCAUGAAGGGUCUCAAAAUGACCAUUGCCAAACACACUAUCAACACUAUCCUGGACACGCUCGGGGAAAAUGACUUUGAAAAUUAUAUCACGUACACUGAUUAUGUCCGCUAUGUGGAGCCCUGUUUCAAGGGAACGUUGGUACAGGCAGACUUGGACAACCGUGAGCAUUUCAAGCUGCUUGUUGAAGAACUCCAUGUGAAGGGAGAGGCUAAAGUAAAAAAAGCCGUGAAGGAGUCGUUCCGCAUCCUCGCUGACGCCAGAGCCAAUGGUCAGGGCAGCCUAUGUAACCAAGCAAUUAUGCUGAUCACAGACGGAGCCAUGGAAGAUUUCCAAUCAGUGUUUGAAGAGUUCAACUGGCCUGACAAGAAGGUACGAGUUUUCACUUACCUUAUUGGCAGAGAUAUGAGGGUAUGUAGUCAGCCAGUAUUAAAAAUAAUUUACUCUUCCCCAUGUUAUUAUACUCACAUCUCUACACUGGCUGAUGUACAGGAGAACGUCAUGGAGUAUCUUCAUGUUCUGAGUCGACCGAUGGUCAUCAACCAUGACCAUGACAUAAUCUGGACCGAGGCGUAUAUGGACAGUGUGCUUCCUAACACUAAGGAGCUGUUCAAAAGCAAAGCUCACAGUCUUCUGCUCAUGACAUCAGUGGCCAUGCCAGUGUUCAGUAAGAAGAAAGAAACACUUUCUCAUGGCAUUCUGCUGGGAGUGGUGGGAACUGACGUUCCUCUGCUGGAGGUCAUGAAACUUGCUCCACGAUAUAAGCUUGGAGCACAUGGUUAUGCCUUUCUCAUCACAAACAAUGGAUACAUUCUGGCACAUCCUGAUUUAAGACCACUGUACAUUGAUGGGAAGAAGUUGAAACCCAAGCCCAACUACAACAGUGUAGAUCUGUCAGAGGCUGAGUGGGAGGACACUGAGGACAGUUUGAGAACAGCCAUGGUGAAGGGCGAAACCGGCACUCUGACUUUAGAUGUGAGAGCAGCUGUGGAUAAAGGGGUGAGUGUUUUAUUCCUCAAAAAUGAAUAUUUCUACACAACAAUCAAUGAAACUCCAUUUAGCUUUGGGAUGGUGCUUACAAGAGGUCAUGGGCAGUACAUGUUCUUUGGGAAUGUUUCUGUGGAGGAGGGUCUUCAUGACCUUCAGCAGCCGGACCUCACUAUAGCAGAUGAAUGGACAUAUUGUGAGACAGACAUUGACCCACACCACCGUAAACUCACUCAGCUCCAGGCUGUGGUCCGAUACCUGACUGGGAAAGAGCCGGACUUGGAGUGUGACGAGAUACUUCUUCAGCAAGUUCUUUUCGAUGCAGUGGUAACAGCACCGCUGGAGGCCUACUGGACAGCACUAAUGCUAACCGCUCCCGGUGUAGAUGAAGGCAUUGAGUCGGCUUUCCUGGGAACUCGAUCUGGGCUCAUGCGUGUGAUCAGAUAUGCAGGAAGUGAGAAACGUGUUGGAAAUCGGCAUCAGAUCCUCCUUUUCAUCCUGCUCUGGUUCCUUUGCCACCAUCAGCGGCUGUUGCCGCUGGCUGUUUCCCUCUAUCAGCUGCUGCUGUUCAUGAGCCAUCAGCAUUGCAUAGAUGCAGCCGUAGGUGGCCGUUACCACCAUCAUCACACACACCACUCCACACACCACCCCAGCUACCACCACUGUGGCAGUCGCUCGACGCACACUCACAGGCCGGAACAGCCUGAUGGACAACUUGUAGAUGUUCCACAAGAGCCCAGAAGAGUCAUCAAGAGACCUGAGGAAACUAGAGAAAAUGGAGAGGAAUGCAACCGCUAUAAAAUGAUCUUAAAAGUUUUCUGGUUUUCCUUUUUUCUUCCAUGUGCAGCUAUUGGAAUGCAAGCAUCCCUGGACUUGCUGGAGAGAGUGUUCCUGUCUAUUGCCAAACAACCAAACAACACAGACUGCAGUGAUGUGGACGGUAUAUGUCCUCUCAGCUGUGAGAGCGUUGAUGUGAACUGUUACCUUAUUGACAAUAAUGGCUUCACACUGGUCUCAAAGGAAAAAGAGGACGUUGGUAAAUUCUUCGGGGAAAUAGACGGAUCUGUCAUGGCUCAGUUACUAAAAUCGGGCCUGUUUAAAAGGGUGACUCUGUAUGACUACCAGGCCAUGUGUAAGAACGCCCAUCAUCACACUAGUGGAGCUCGUCCACUGCUCAGCCCUUUCUAUGGUCUGCUGGCAUUAGUAAAGUGGUUCUUCUCACAUUUUGUGAUGUUUCUGUUGGAGUUCAACAUCUGUGGUCUUUGGCAUAAUGACUAUGUUGUGGAUGCACACAGACAGAAGAAGGUGGAACUAAUGCAGCCUUGUAACACAGAGUAUCCCGGCUUCAUGUACGACACUUCCAUCAGAGAGACCAACAGCAUCAUCAAAUGUGGCCGUUGUCAGAAGAUGUUUGUUUUACAGCAGGUUCCUAACAGUAACCUGGUCAUGCUGGUGGUCCAGGCCGACUGCGACUGCUCCCGACAGUACGCUCCCAUUACACUCGCACCCAGAGAGGUCAAAUAUAACGCCACAGUUAAGUGCAACAGGAUGAAAUCUCAGAAGAUUCGCAGACGACCAGAGUCUUGUCACGCAUACCAUCAUCAUGAAAAUGCCAAGGAUUGUGGUGGAGCAUGUGGGAUAGCAGUAUCUCUCACUCUCUGCUUCAUAUGUUUGGCCACUUCAUUGGCUCUCCACUGAAUAACAGAAUAUCCUUCUGCCAUGACCGCUGUCUAACAGUGGACCCAGGGACCACAAAACAGGACACUUGUGAUGGUCAACUAUGGAUCAGGAAUUCAAUCAAAAAACAGGUUUAUACUAGUAGUAUUUGUUAUUAUGAUUUAAAAGGGAUAGUUCCCCCCAGUGAAAGUGGAAUGACAUGAGGGUGAGUAAAUGAUGACAGAUAUAUAUUUUUUUUUUUAUGUUAGUUUGUUUUUAUGAACUGUCCCUUUAAUUUGCAUCAUUCACUGUAGGUCUGCCCCCUAUUGGACUCAAUAUGACACUGCACAGAUCAUAUUUUUCUCAGUGGCAGCUAAAGCCAGAGAUAUAAUCUUAGAUUGUCUCCUGUGACUUGAUGUUAUACAUCAGAUCUGCUAUUGUCUUAAUUUUUUAUGUUUAGGAUUACGAUGAAUGUUUCUAAGCAAAUAUAGAGCAGUGGCAACUAAACUGCUCUUUAUUUUCAUGAUGGUUACUACUUAAUGUUUUCAUUAAGCCACAUUUUCAGAAACUCUGUAAUGAAAAGCAUUUCAUAUGUUGUGUGAGAAGGAUACAGUUUAAUCAUUUUUUAAAAACUUAUACAUGUUUGUAUUUUAGUAUCUGUAAGCUUAUUGAUCCAAGACCAAUAGUCUUUAAAUACGGCUUGACAUUGGUUGAGAAAUGUUUUGUGUGCGAACAGAAAAUAGUGAAAGACGAUGGAAUUACUCAGUGUUUGUAUGAUUAAAUGUGCAGAAAGUGUGAACAAUUUUGUUGAAAUUUGUGUUUAUAUACAAAAAUGUCUGCUUGUACAAUAAUAUAAUAGAAUUAGCUGAAUUAGUGAACUCUGUAAGCCCACUUAUUAAACACUGAUUUAUUUGUAAUUAUUUUACAACUCUAUAAGACCA
Molecule: messenger RNA, 4492 nt
Organism: Cyprinus carpio (common carp)
Lineage: Eukaryota; Metazoa; Chordata; Actinopteri; Cypriniformes; Cyprinidae
Product: voltage-dependent calcium channel subunit alpha-2/delta-4-like
Exons: 38
Coding region: 273-3593 (1106 amino acids)
Cellular component (GO): voltage-gated calcium channel complex
Molecular function (GO): voltage-gated calcium channel activity
Source: RefSeq, a predicted model, not a curated record